UCCACGUCAUCUUCUUCUUCACUUGAGCAGUGACGAUGUUCGGAGAAAAAAAGGAAGAAGAUGGAGCAUCAUCUUCUGUGUCUCUCCAGUUCAUCGCUUGCUUCAGUUCUACGACUCCCCAGAACGGCUUCGCAUUCAACCGGCUCGCUGAUCCCUUCACCUUCCAUGUCGAGGCCUAAUCUCUCCGUGAGCUGCAGAGGGAGAUUCGGAGGCGGCGACGGCCCUCUCGACAGCUCGUCCGCUCGCGAUGUCCUCGGCGUCGAGCCGAGCUGCUCCCCCGCCGAGCUCAAAGCGUCUUUCCGAGCCAAGGUGAAGCAGUACCAUCCUGACGUGAACAGAGAGGGGGAUUCUGAUGCGAUGAUUCGGCUCGUGAUUCAGGCUUAUGAGAUGCUAUCCAACUACAGCCGGUCUGAUAUCAUUGAGAGUGAAUGCCUAGAUCCUUUUGAUGAGCCAGAAUGUGAGGCACUUGAUCUGUUUGUGAAUGAGCUUCUCUGUGUCGGCAAAGGGUGUCCAUACUCAUGCGUCAAAGCAGCCCCACAUGCUUUCACGUUUGCUACAUCUGGAGGAACUGCUCGUGCAACUUCCCGAGGAAAUGGUGAUGACUAUCAGGUGCAAAUUGCCGUUGGUCAGUGCCCGAGAAAUUGCAUUCACUAUGUAACUCCUUCUCAGAGAAUAAUCCUAGAAGAAUUACUUGACAGUGUAAUGGGCGUGCCGUAUGAUACUUCAGCUGAGGCAGAUCUGCUAUACUCUUUGAUUGUGAAAGCCAAGUUUGAGAAUAAUCGGUUCCGGAAGCCAAAGAAGCAGCCCAAGAGUUCGACCAAUCAUGUAGAUUGGUACUGAAAUGUGAAGUGCAGCUGCUUGUUCUGCGGUAACAGCACUGAUGCGUUACUCUGUUUCCAGUCAAGGACAGCAAGCUGAUACUACCAUGAAUAUGGUUGUCAUUAAUCGAUACAGAUGGUACUAGAUGAUACAACCUCAUCACCUGAGCUGUUUUAACGCGAGGAGAGCCAGGGCAAAUUAGUUCUGCAAUCAUUAUUUCAAGGAUAAUCUGGUUUUUGCA
Messenger RNA from Eucalyptus grandis, 1060 nucleotides. Its product is annotated as chaperone protein dnaJ A6, chloroplastic. Bases 61 to 840 code for a protein of 259 amino acids. The transcript has 7 exons. The record is from RefSeq and is a predicted model, not a curated record. Lineage: Eukaryota; Viridiplantae; Streptophyta; Magnoliopsida; Myrtales; Myrtaceae.